AUGUCUUGUAGACAGACAGCUCAGCCUCAAGGGCCAUAUAUGCCCAUGCGGGAUGCCAUGGACCGCCACGACUACGGUGUCACCAAGACCCGUAAGGCUUCGUCCACUGGCGGCGGACGCGCCUGGAGCGAAGACGAGGAGCACUAUCUCCUCCAGACUCGCCUCCAGAAGAUGCCCUACAAGUACAUUGCGGCGCAUCUCAAGAAGACGGAAUUGGCAUGCCGUCUUCACUAUCACCAGCUCUCCCACGGCAGCAACCGACGCAAGCGCGCUGCGUCCUGCUCGUCGGCUGGCACCUCCAACGAUCACUCGCCUGCCAUGGCACAGAGGGCACCCAGCCCGGCCCGCGAAAGCGUGUCUCGCUCGGCCUCGCCCCCCGGGAGCUCCAUGAGCUAUAGCCCGCCGCCCCCGAGCCACGGCAGCAGUUGCAUCCAGCUCCCCAGCAUCAUGACCUCCGGAGAGGUGCCUCGGUUACCAGCCAUCCUCCCGAAGCCCUCCUCCAUGACCCUCCCCCACCCCACAGCCUCUUCUCAGACGUAUGCCUCGCCGGUCGCAGACAACCACGUUUCUGUUUCUCACCCCUCUGCCUACCACCCUCCCAGCCAUCACCGAACAACUCCUCCUCUUCGCCUCGACUGCUCAGGGCUUCCCGCGCCUGCGAUGCCGGCUCACACCGCCGCCCACGUCGAUCUCUCCCGCCUUCACUCCAUCUACUCGGCUCACCGAAACUCGUUCUGGUCCGCUGUCGCCAACGAGUACGGUCCCAACGUCUCCCCAACCGUGCUCGAGCAGGCCUGGAAGACGGGUGCCUGCUGCAGCCAGACUGCGCUGACACCCAUCACGCCCAUCUCGAGCCCGGGCAACGGAGAGCGGGAUCCUCAGAGCAAAGGCCAGGACAAGACCCGCAUCUCGUCGAUCCUCGGCAUUGACGCAGAUCCUCGGACUGCUCGCGAUAGAGAUAUCGUGAGGAGGAUGGAAGAGGAGCGCUUCGGCAUGAUGCAACCUGCCCACUAA
Molecule: messenger RNA, 1014 nt
Organism: Ilyonectria robusta
Lineage: Eukaryota; Fungi; Ascomycota; Sordariomycetes; Hypocreales; Nectriaceae
Exons: 2
Coding region: 1-1014 (337 amino acids)
Source: RefSeq, a predicted model, not a curated record